UCUAGUUCGUGGUAGCUCGCAAUCCCCUCUAACUCAAAUCAAUACACGGGUGCCACGCGUCCAACUCCACUUUACCGACCAAACAUUCAUCGCACUUCUGUCAAUUUCUUCCUCUCAUCUUCUUUCCUUUCCCGAAAAGCAACUUAAGAACCAAUUAAUUCAUCUCUCCUAUCUUACCGACAUUUGAAGUCCAUAUUCAAUUCUCCAUGUUGCGUUCGCCACGCGGUUGUAUAUAUAUAUAUAUAUUCUGUCCUUUAUAUUUAACCCUUUCUAUAAAUUCCCAACUUCUGGAUUUGUUCUAAUAUCCACAACAUAUCUAUUCUUUUUCAUAUACUUUAUAUAGAGAGCACAGAGUUUCUUGGAGUUUCUGUUUCUUACUGAAAAUGAACAAUACUGCCAAUGAAUCUGCUGAACAUCCUUGUGAGAGACAACUUUGUGGUUCAUUAGGUUCUAUUUGCCUGGUACCUAUCCGACGUUAAUUCGGAUUAGUUGGGCGUGGUUUCGGUACCAGAUGUCUAAAAAAGAAAGAAAAAACUGCCUAGUGCCAGUCGACCAAAUACGUAGUCAUUUAGUUAUCCUUGUUCAGUCUUUUUGCCAUUGUUGUUAUUUUUCCUUUCUACCUAAUGCUUUCAUUAAACAUGAAAAUUAUAGACUUAUUGUUUUCUUAAUUAUUUCAUCUCCUUCUUAGAUACCUUGGAGAAAUUAAAGGCACAUUGACGUGCAGACAAUUGUUGUGCCAUGGGAGAAGUAAAGAUGGAAAAGGAAAAGAAGAUAGACAUGGAAGAAAAGCAUGAAAAAGAAUUGAAGGAGAAAGAGAAAGAAAAAGAGAAAAAGGAUAAAGUAAAAAAUAGGGGGAGCAAAGAGGAGUCGGAGGAAACAGAGGAUGAGAAAGAUGGUGAAACAAAAAAUGUAAAAGAAAAGAAAUACAAGAAUAAAAAGAAAGAGAAAAAGGAUAAAGUACAAAAUACGGGGAGCGAAGAGGAGUCAGAGGACACAGAGGAUGAGAAAGAUGGUGAGACAAAAAAUGUAAAAGAAAAGAAAUACAAGAAGGAAAAGAAAGAGAAAAAUGAUAAAGAAAAGAAAGAGAAGAGUAAAGAGGAGGAGUCGGAGGAAGAAACCGAGGAAGAGAAGGAUGAUAAAAAAGGGAAGAACAAGGAUAUAAAGAAGAAAUUCAAGAAGGAUAAGAAUGAGGAAAAAGAUAAAGAGAUGAAAGCCGAGCAAACAUGAGUCAGAAGAAGAAGACGGCAAAGAAACAGAGGAAGAGAAGGAUGACGGAGAAGGGGAGAAGAAAGAUAAAGAGAAGAAACUUAAAAGGGAAAGAAAGACAGAAAGGAAAAAGAGAAGAAAGACAAGAUCAUAGAUGAGUCGGAGGAAGAAAAGGAUGAUGAUAAAGGGGAGAAGAAGGAUAAAGAGAAGAAAGACAAGAUCAUAGAUGAGUCGGAGGAAGAAAAGGAUGAUGAUAAAGGGGAGAAGAAGGAUAAAGAGAAGAAAGACAGGAAGGAAAAGAAAGAGAAAAAGAACAAGGAAAAGAAAGGCAAGAGCAAAGGGGAAUCAGAAGAAGAAACCGAGGAAGAGAAGGAUGAUGAAAAAGGGA
Nicotiana tabacum (common tobacco) is the source of this 1594-nucleotide messenger RNA. Lineage: Eukaryota; Viridiplantae; Streptophyta; Magnoliopsida; Solanales; Solanaceae. The record is from RefSeq and is a predicted model, not a curated record.